GAGAGCGGGCGAGCGAGCGACACCGGUGUACGUCUAGAAUACACAUGUGCAAAAAUACGCUGGUUUUGACAGAGCAGAGGCUGGCAUCUGCGCACCACUUCACCACGGAGGGACUCAAAUAAUUCUUCUUCGGAAGAUAAUUCUCUAGUUUCGUAGAAGAUUUUCAAGAGUGAGCCUUUCUACAGACUGAGAAUGACCUAGAAGCCACCACUGCUGAGCCCAGCAGAGCAGGAUAUCAUUCUUGUGUGUGUAAGCAACAAGGUGUGUGACAGCAAACAGGGCUCCAGCUGCACCCGGGUCAAUCUGUCAAACAUGGAGGGCCACGUCACACUGCUGCCCCCCCUGCUGCUGCUCCUCUGUAGCCUGUCAGGGGUGUGGGGGUUCCCCUUCGGCCCUGUCCUUGACAUGGACGUCACCCCCAGGACCACGGUGUUCUCCCAAGGCCUGUUAGGUUGCCAGCGUUUCAGCAGCCCAUCUCAAAACUACAGCACACUACUACUGGAGGAGGACAAUGGGGUGCUAUACGUGGGGGCCAGGGGGGCUCUCUAUGCCCUGGACACCACCAACAUCUCCACUCCUGGCAACCUCACGAUUGACUGGGAAGCUUCAGCCGAGCAGAUGAAGCAGUGUCUCAACAAAGGAAAAGACAAUCAGACAGAGUGUUACAAUCACAUCCGCGUCCUACAGAGGUACAAUGAGACUCACCUGUACGUCUGUGGCACGCACGCCUUCAGGCCCCUCUGUGCUUACAUAGAUGUGGAGCGCUUCAGUUUCUCCUCUGGCUUCGAGGAGGGCAGGGACAGGUGUCCCUACGACCCAGCCAAGGGCUACACCAGCCUCCUUGUGGACGGUGAGAUGUUCUCAGCGACCCAGUAUGAGUUCCGCAGCUCUCCGGACGUUCGUCGGAACUUCCCCUUCCCCACUCUGAGGACAGAGGAGGCCCCGACCAGGUGGCUGCUGGAGGCGGACUUUGUGGGCUCGGCGCUGCUGAAGGAGAGUGUCAACAGCUCGCUCGGCGACGACGACAAGAUCUACUUCUUCUUCACGGAGAGGAGCCAGGAGCAGAUGGCCUACCCCAGCCAGACCAGGGUGGCACGGGUUGCCCGCGUCUGCAAGGGUGACUGGGGUGGCCAGAGGACCUUGCAAAGGAAGUGGACGUCCUUCCUGAAGGCUAGACUGGUGUGCUCCGUUCCUGACUACGAGCUCCACCUGAAUGUGCUGCGUAGUGUCUUCGUACUGGAGGGCCCAGACAUACACAGCACCGUCUUCUACGGGAUCUUUGGCCUGGAAUGGAAAAAUGUCAAGGUGUCUGCGGUGUGCCAGUACUCCUUCACAGAUAUUCAGAGGGCCUUCGAGGGGCCUUACAUGGAGGUGCAGGAUUCCAAAUGGAGGGAAUAUAGAGGGAAGGUUCCGGUACCAAGACCUGGAUCGUGUAUCACAAACAUACACCGGUCCCAGGGCAUCAACUCGUCCCGUGACCUCCCAGACAACGUGUUGACCUUUGCGAGGCGCCACCCCCUGAUGUCUACACAGGUCCACCCCAUAGGAGGGCGCCCCCUACUAUUCAAGAAAAGUGUCAAUUACGUCAAGAUGGCCGUGCACCGGGUGGCAGCUCUGGACAGACACGUCUACACCGUACUCUUCUUGGGAACUGACGAGGGCUGGCUGCACAGGGCUGUGGAGGUCGGAGGUCAAAUGCACAUCAUAGAGGAGCUGCAGCUUUUUGAGAACCCUCAGCCUGUAGACAGCAUGGUCAUCUCCCAGACACAGGGAAGUGUCUAUGUGGGCUCCAACUCUGCAGUGCUCCAGGUCCCCUUGUCCUCCUGCCAACGCUACACGUCCUGUUUCGACUGUGUGUUUGCCCGGGACCCGUACUGUGGCUGGGACGGGGCGCUGUGUGUGGAAAUAUCCUCACGCACAAACAGCUCCAAUCUAACCCAGGAUAUACAGAAAGGCAACAGAGGCUGUGACAACAGCACAGGAGCUGUAGUCCACCGCAGGCGUACGGUGAUGUCUGGGGACGACAUCCUCCUCCAGUGCGAGCUGCGCUCCAACCUGGCCACGCCCCACUGGAUCCUGGAUGGGCACGAGCUCCAGGGCUAUGACCUCGACUCGGGCCACCGCGUGGGCACCGAUGGCCUGCUCCUCAUAGGCGCCCGGGUCGACCAGAGUGGAGACUACCACUGCUACGCCGUGGAGAACGACGUGUGGGUGCCAGUGAGGCUGUACACAGUGAAGGUGCACCCUGACCUGCCCUUCCCUGUGGGGCCAACAGUCACGACGAACACUUUAUCAACCACCGCCACUACCGCCCCACCAAGCACUUUUCUUAGCCCCAGCAUCCCCACCGAGCAGCCCCUGCCCUCCCCACCUGCUCCCCUCCCCUUUGGACCCGAGUUCCAGACCUACAGGCACUUGGAGGCCAUGUAUAUCUCCCUGGUGGCUGUGCUGGGCGGGCUGUGCCUGGUGCUGACCAUAGUGUUGCUCUACGUCAGCUUCUGCAAACGAGGGCCCUACCAGGGCCGCAAGUACUCCCAGGUGGGGCUGCCCGAGUCAGGGGCCGCAGCCGAGAGGAAGAAGAGCUCCCAUUCUCAUCUGGAGCUCAAGACCAUGUCCAUCCAUUGCAACGGCAGGCAGGACAGCAAGCGCGGACGCCGCUCCCUGUCGGCUUCUAACGUGGACGACGUGGGCGACGGCUUCCUUCAGAUUGUGCCUGGGGGGUCUCCGGGAAAGUCGCCGCCCCCUCCCGCCCCGCCUCUCCCAAUGCCGCCGCCCCUGCCUUCCUCGGCGUACGCAUCGUCAGAGUACGCCAACGGGAUGUCGGCCACGUUACCCAGUGUCCUUCGCAAGAUGAACGGCAACAGUUACGUGCUGCUGAGGCAGACGGCGGACCCCGAGGGGAGCACGUCUCCCCUCUACCACUCGUUCACCGAAGAGCUCAACCGCAUCCUAGAGAAGAGGAAGCACACACAAAUGGACCCCCAGCUGCCAGACGAGAGCUCUGUCUAGCCCCCCCCCUCACUUUCCCAUUGAUCUGUUUAUUGGUUUAACCCAACUACCCCAGAGUGCCCCCAAGAGGCAGGAAGGUCGAACUUUUGUAUUAUAGUGCUGCUCUUUACCCAGUGUCAAAGCAACUUGUGGGAGUAUCCAUCCCUAAAACUCAAUGUACAGCUUCCUGUGACUCGAGACAAGUGGCCCACGUUCCCUCCUGAACACUGGAGUAAAGAAGACUUUCUGACUUUGACCAAACUGGAGCGGUCAUUGAUGUAGUCAUGGUAACCAUUUUGGACACACAUUGUACUAUUACAUGGACCCUUUGAUUGACUUUCAAGGACUUAAGGUCACAUACAUGAUACAUACACAAGUUAGUUACAAUCCUACCUCAGAUCCUUACCCUAUUGGGGAAGUAGGGUCAGUGAUGGUCUGGUCAGCAGGCAAACUGACAGCGAGUGCUGUGGUGUAUCGUCGGACACGGGACGAUGAGAGCCCAGGUCAUAUGACCAACGACCAUGGAGUGAGAUGGUGAUGCACGUAAGACUGUGAGGAACUACCAAAUCCGGUAUGAACAUUAUAGACCAUCGUCUAAACUAUUGAGUUCGGAGAACAAUGGAUACGGUAGUUUAGUGCCAUACACGUCUAAGAUGGCUCUUAUUGACCCAGGCCUACAGAACUUCAUAUGAGAGCAAAUAUGGUUGGACAAAUAAUACAUUGCAGUUAUAACUUAAUACCACACACUUAUCUUCAUUUUCUUUUGUGCUUUAUGUAAAUAGCAAUAGUAUUGCUGUGGCAGCCAUCGGUAGCAACAAUGCCAAUUGAAAUGGUUGCGCCGAAACCAAAUUGAAAUGGAACUUUUUAGCAUCUUUGUGUUGUUAGCGUGUCGGAUUGUGUCAAAGGGGGAAAACAGCAGUAUGGAUAGACGGCAGGUUUUAUCUAAACUUGGCGGGAUGAAGACUAUCAUUAAAGAAUGAAGACAAUCGUUAAUGACUGAUCUCUGGUCAGAUUGAUCAGAGAAACUGAAUGGUGAUAAUGAUGAUGGAUCUGAUUGCCAGAGAUGUGUGAGCCCAACAGGAGACCAGCAGGCAAAGAUAUGCAAGAAGCCAGAUCACAUUGAUCUCAGAAGAGAUGGAGAAGAUGGAUGGAAGAAGGAGUGUGUGAGGAAACCUGAUGAUCUGAGCCAAUGACUGCUCAACAUACACAGAAGGACAAUCAGCACGUGAAACCUCCAAUGGCAGAGGACUUGGAUAUGGUUAUUGUAGUGUACUUACUACUUACUUGGAAAAUAUGCUGGCUACUACAGUCAAAUACGCACCUCCAGUAUAUACUGUAUGCCCCCAUAAACAUUGUGGAACACUUAUUUCAACAAACAUACUCGCUCACGUCAUACUGUACAGACAUGACAACAUUCAGAUGGAGGUUUAGACAAAGGCCCAGUGCAGCCGUUUUUAUCUCAAUAUCAAAUCAUUUCUAGGUAACAAUGAAGUACCUUACUGUGACAAAAAUAGCUUCUUAGCAAAGGGCAAUUUCUCAAGCAAGAAUGUUGCUAUGACUGUCUGGGAGUGGUCUAAGUGGGGAGGGGGAAACUAGCUGAAAACUAGCUGAUAUUGGCAGAGGUUUGGAACUCUUUCCUAUUGGUCUAGUAACUAUGAUGUCACCAGGCAGGCCAAAACUCCAUCCCACCAAAAAAGGCUAAAAACUCAAGGCAGGCUUUUCAAACAGCUCUUACACUAAAAGGGAAGGAUCAUCAAUGUCACAGUAUUAUUCCAACCUCAGUGUGGAAAUACAGUAUAAAUAAAACAGAAAAAUCACAUUUUUGACUGCACUGGGCCUUUAACUCCACAUCACCUACAGAAUACAUUUGAGUUAACAAUGACUAAAUUAUUCAUUUGCGUUAUACCUCUUGCGAGGACUUUUCUUGCUCUGUACAUAAGGAGAUUUAUAAUACCCAUGUAAAGUGUUACAUCAAUGUGUUACAUACAUGUUAUAUGUUGUUUUCUGGUUUUCUGGCUCGGUGUAGAUAUGACUACUACUUCACAAUCUACUUAGUAUUUUAUCAGCCAUGUAAUUGGCCGUGUCAUGUGUAAUUCUUUGGCCAUCAUUGAACUUGAGGAGAAAAUACAAUUCUCAUACAAGUACCAGUCAAAAGUUUGGACACACCUACUCAUUCCAGGGUUUUUAUUUAUUAUGACUAUUUUCUACAUUGUAAAAUAGUAGUGAAGACAUCAAAAGUAUGAAAUAACACAUAUAGAAUCAUGGUAACCAAAAAAAGUGUUAAACAAAUCAAAAUAUAUUUGAGAUUCUUCAAAGUAGCCACCCUUUGCCUUGAUGACAGCUUUGCACACGCUUGGCAUUCUCUCAACCAGCUUCAUGAGGCAGUCACCUGGAAUGCAUUUCAAUUAACAGGUGUGCCACGUUAAAAGUUAAUUUAGGCCUCCCGAGUGGUGCAGUGGUCUAAGGCACUGCAUCGCAGUGCUAGCUCUGUCACAACCGGCCGCGACCGGGAGACCCAUGGGGCAGCGCACGAUUGACCCAGCGUCAUCCGGGUUAGGGGAGAGUUUGCCUGAGAGGGAUGUCCUUGUACCAUCGUGCACUAGUGACUCCUGUGGCGGGCCGGGCGCAGUGCACGCUGACAUGGUCGCAAGGUGUACGGUGUUUCCUCUGACACAUGGGUGCGGCUGGCUUCCGAGUUAAGUGGACAUUGUGUGCAGUGUGGCUUGGUUGGGCUGUGUUUCGGAGGAAGCACGGCUCUUGACCUUCGCCUCCAUACAGGAGUUGCAGCGAUGAGACAAGACUGUAACAAUCAAUUGGAUACCAUGAAAUUGGGGAGAAAGGGUUAAAAACCACAGAGUGAAGGAAAAGCAGCCAACAAGUGUUCAGCAUAUGUGGGAACUCCUUCAAGACUGUUGGAAAAACAUUCCAGGUGAAGCUGGUUAAGAGAAUGCCAAUAGUGUGCAAAGCUGUCAUUCAGCAUAUGUGGGAACUCCCUCAAGACUGUUGGAAAAACAUUCCAGGUGAAGCUGGUCGCUACAUUGAAGAAUCUAAAAUCUAUUUUAAAUUUGUUUAACACAUUUUUGGUUACUACAUGUGUUUUUAGUUACUUCCAUGUGUUAUUUCAUAGUUCUGGUAUCUUUAAUAUUAUUCUACAAUGUAGAAAAUAGUACAAAUAAAGAAAAACCCUUGAAUGAGUAGGAAUGUCAAAACUUUUGAAUGGUACUGUAUGUUGUAACUGUUUUGUGCAACUACCCGAUAAAAACACUAUUUUGCAUCAGAUUGACUGGAAAUAAUCCUGUGUGUCAAUGCCCAAGGGCGAAGUCAGUACAGUACAGCAUUAUGCAAAACAUGUUCCAACAGCGUCCUUUUGUCUCGACAGCAUGAUACCCAAUAGUAUUGCUGUUGGGUGAUGAUGAUAAUCAAGGCCUUGGUCAUGUUCAUUAGGACACGCAAUGGAAAAUGUUUUAUACAAUGCAAAGACAGGUAGUCCCUCCCUAUUUUAGUCUGUUUUCAUUUGUUUUGGAACCUAAUGAACACGACCCUGUUUUCUCCACAGACUGCUCAACAUAUCAUUGUGAGUAAUUCACACAUAUGAUUGUGACAGGGUAUGGGGGUACAGCACAGGCUGAAAGACUGGUGGGAAAAAAGGCAAGUCUGAGUGGCGGUCUAGGGCCGUAACUAAGCAACAGCAAUCUUUAUUUAGAGCUUUUACACCCAGUGUCAGUCAAGCUCUGACAGUUCUCAUCGGGGGGAAAAUGUGAUUUGAGAACUCUACUCUGGUCAGUCUCUGCUGCCUGUAAUCGGUGUGUGAUAAAUAAUUAUUUAUGUUAAUACUAGUGGCAACCCAACUCCAAUCAAUAGAAAAAACAGCAGUCUGUUCAGUAGAUGUUCUUAGGAUAACAGACUGUUAUCAUUUUUCCCAAAUUAAAUAACUAGUAUGAAGUGGAUUCUAUUAAGGUUAACAUCAUCUCCUGUUUUAAGUCCACCCUACAUUCUGACAGGUAACCGUCAAAAAACAUACCCGAAUGAAGAGGCACAAUUUUACAUUUUUAUCAAUUGUUUAAACUAUAAUCUAGAACACUGACUUCACAGCCGGAAAAACGUAAUGCCAUCCUCUUUGGUCACCAAACAAAUUGAGAACACAUGACUGUAAUUGCUUUGCAGUCACAGGUGCACUUCCUCUUCCCUUCCACACUCAUGACUCACGCACCCUUUGCAUUUUACACAAUCAACCUUCGGAUUAUACUAUUUCCUUUCCUGUGACCAGUCACACGCAACCUGUCUGGAACUCAUCCAUCAAGUUCAACCAGAAAUCCUAUCUGACCACUUCUUUUACAGCACCACCCACAGCUAUGUUGUCAUCGGCAGACAAUCAACACGGCGUUCAUACAAGACAUGCUUAGUCAAGUCGUUGGGAACAUUCCCUGUUCUCUUAUUGUUGGGUAGCUGAUAGAGACGUUCAAGAGCCAUAUGUUUCUGGGUCAUUCCACAAUGUUUAGAUGGUUUUGGAGAUUGGCAGACAUUUUCUAAGUUGAGAUUCUGUUUGAACUGUGGUGUAAUGGCAACUUGAAAACACUGCUGUUAGUAUAAAUGAGUACAUAUGCUACAUGCCAUGGAAAAUAAACAUCUCUACAAUGUG
Oncorhynchus nerka (sockeye salmon) is the source of this 7627-nucleotide messenger RNA. It is a transcript of the gene sema4gb, whose product is annotated as sema domain, immunoglobulin domain (Ig), transmembrane domain (TM) and short cytoplasmic domain, (semaphorin) 4Gb. NCBI's taxonomy places the organism in Eukaryota, Metazoa, Chordata, Actinopteri, Salmoniformes, Salmonidae. The record is from RefSeq and is a predicted model, not a curated record. Gene Ontology annotation, molecular function: chemorepellent activity; semaphorin receptor binding. Gene Ontology annotation, biological process: positive regulation of cell migration; axon guidance; negative chemotaxis. Gene Ontology annotation, cellular component: plasma membrane.